UGCGUCGUAGGUUAUGUUUAUCUCAGCUUUUCACGGAUUUUUUUGUUAUGUUGGUAGACAACACAUACUAAUACCGAACAUGCAUGAAUAAAACGAAUUGUAUUGCAGCCAUAUUUGUUAGAUAGAUGUAUGGCAUGUAGUGUACCGCAUAUACGAUUGAGAAAUAUGGCAAGUUUUUCAAGGCAUGACACGAACAAAGUGUGUUGUUAUGCACAUCCAGAUGCACCGCUUAUCGAAGAUCAUAGAGCAGGAGAUCAGAUAUGUUCAGAGUGUGGAUUAGUAGUAGGUGAUAGGGUCAUAGACGUGGGUUCAGAAUGGAGGACAUUUAGUAACGAAAAAGCUGGUGUUGAUCCGUCCCGUGUCGGUGGCCCCGAGAAUCCUCUGCUUAAUGGGUCAGACUUGUCUACCAUGAUUGGACCAGGAACUGGUGCUGCUUCUUUUGAUGCAUUUGGUGCUUCCAAAUAUCAAAAUAGACGCACAAUGAGUAGCUCUGACAGAGCAUUAAUCAAUGCAUUUCGCGAGAUCAAUGGAAUGGCAGAUCGUAUUAAUUUACCAAAAACUAUUGUGGACAGAGCUAAUAAUCUUUUUAAGCAAGUACACGACGGGAAAAAUUUGAAAGGACGAGCUAAUGACGCUAUUGCAUCAGCUUGCCUAUAUAUUGCAUGUAGACAAGAAGGAGUGCCGCGUACCUUUAAAGAAAUUUGUGCUGUUAGCAAAAUUAGCAAAAAAGAAAUUGGUAGAUGUUUUAAGUUGAUACUGAAGGCACUGGAAACGAGUGUGGAUCUCAUCACGACAGGAGACUUCAUGUCAAGAUUCUGUUCUAAUCUUGGUCUUCCAAAUAUGGUACAAAGGGCUGCAACGCAUAUCGCUCGAAAAGCAGUAGAAAUUGAUAUCGUACCUGGAAGGUCACCUAUUUCAGUAGCUGCAGCUGCAAUUUAUAUGGCGUCACAAGCUUCGGAAGACAAGAGAUCGCAAAAAGAGAUUGGUGAUAUCGCAGGAGUUGCAGACGUUACCAUCAGACAAUCUUACAAGCUCAUGUAUCCGCAUGCAAGUAAACUAUUUCCAGAAGAUUUCAAAUUUGCAACGCCUAUUGAUCAGUUACCGCAAAUGUGAAUUGAACAACAUUCUCUCUUUGAGCUUUUGGUAUAUAUUUUACUUAUUGCAAGGAUACUUUCAUGUAUAAUAAUAGUAUAACGAAUAUAACAUUUUUUUUAUAGUAUACAUUCCCGAAAUAAUGUUUCGAAAUUAGAUUCUAUAUGAUUCUUAUUUUUGUCGAAUGCCAACCAAAUUAUGAAAUAUGUGAGAUUCCUUUUAGGAUAAUUUAAUUCAAUUAACUUCCUAAUAAGCACAAUAAUGUAUGACUUAGAUUAUAUUUAAUUCGCUUUUUUAUGCACAUUGGACACGUGCUAUAGUGAACUCAUAAGAUAUUUUACAUAUCUCUAUGACCAAAGCAGAUCUCGCUCUAUUUAGUGAUUAUCAUCGUAUUUACUAAUGUAUUUAGAAACAUGCUAGACAUUUCAUUUGGAAUUAUCAAGUCUAUUGAUAUUAUCAAAAUUAUUGAAAAAUUCUUCUGUAUAAAUUGCAUAAAAAUUUCUAUUUUAAUCCAUUGUUCAGUGUGCAAAAAAUGUAUAUAAUUUUUAUUUAUAUUUAAGAGGUGGUAAUGUGUAUAAUGGGAGUAUCAAUGUGCUAUGUUAAACGAAUAUCUAAAGAAAAUGUUCUCCAGCAACUUGUACCUGACAUAAUUAUCAUUACAGAGUAUGCUGGUAAUUAUAAUAUAACAGAUAUCCAUACAGCACAAUGAUUCUUUGUUAGAUUCUUUAUAAAGCACCAAAAAAGGAGCGUUUGUUGCCUUAUCUAUAACGUAAGAGAAACGUAGUAUUAGAAGUAAUUGUACGAAAUAAUUAUCUUUGAAAACAUAAUAAAGAUAACAUAAUAUUUUA
Molecule: messenger RNA, 1940 nt
Organism: Vespula pensylvanica (western yellowjacket)
Lineage: Eukaryota; Metazoa; Arthropoda; Insecta; Hymenoptera; Vespidae
Gene: TfIIB
Product: transcription initiation factor IIB
Exons: 5
Coding region: 130-1113 (327 amino acids)
Biological process (GO): transcription preinitiation complex assembly; transcription initiation at RNA polymerase II promoter
Cellular component (GO): nucleus; transcription preinitiation complex
Molecular function (GO): TBP-class protein binding; RNA polymerase II general transcription initiation factor activity
Source: RefSeq, a predicted model, not a curated record